Molecule: messenger RNA, 9523 nt
Organism: Poecilia reticulata (guppy)
Lineage: Eukaryota; Metazoa; Chordata; Actinopteri; Cyprinodontiformes; Poeciliidae
Source: RefSeq, a predicted model, not a curated record
GAGAAAAGAACAAAUGUAAGUCUCGGCUAUUCAGAUUUCUGUUCAGACCUGCAGAGUUCCUCACCCAAACACGUCUUCCCCUAAAGGGCUAAAAGCGAAAAGUUGACGAAAAGGAGUGGCAAUAUGCAGCUGAUUGCAGACCUGAACGGCGGCAUGUUGGCCGUCUUAUCAGCCUCCCGCAGAGCCUUUUGGCCUUGAUGAAGAAGAGAAACAGAGCUACCUACCUUGCAAACAGUUUUCUGGAACCAUGAUCCACUCUGGCGCUACCUUGAGGAGAGCGUUUCUAACUUAUAACUCUUUGACUCAGUCCGAGGAAAAAGAUCCACUACGGUACACGGCGACCAAAGAAGAAACAAACAACCGAGUAAGUUUGAGCUAUGGGAAUAACUACACCAACUGUAAAGACAUGUCAUUAUUUUUCUUCCCUACAAAGAGUGACUUCAGGUAUUCCAUACAGGUUGCUCUGACUACAGUACAUGUCUGGAUAUAACCAGCAACUCAGUACCCAUGUUCGGCGACCGGUUAAUUUCAAUAAACAAACGAAGAAGAACCAUACAGAGUUCCUCAACUUCAGCAGUUGCAAUAAACAUAUGGUACCGUUGGUCCACUCUGCCUAAAUGACACCAAUAAGUGGCACAUCUACGCACUCCACAAAAAAAAAAAAACAAAAACAAAUUUUUUCCACUAGGCAAAAAUUAAAAGGUUCCUUCUUGUCCUAACAUUUCUUACCUCUCAAGAAAGCAGCUGAUAGAAACUGAUAGCAUUAGUAGCUAUGAGCCAACAUGAUGGCAUUCCUAGCUUCUAGCUAAUUUCUGCUGAUAUCUAUAAGAAACAGCUAUGACGUUGUAAUGCUAUCAGAAUUACAGGCUGAUAGCAUUGCUAGCUAUGUGAUGCUAAGAGGAACUACUAACAAUUAGUAAAUCUGACUGCUUUUCUAACCUAAGAGUCGAACUGUAAACUAUUCCACUAAUAUAAAACAUAUUUAAAUCCAUUUCUAAGUGUCUUCAUGCUCUUUAAAACUCAAAUAAAAAUCAAAUAUUAAUAAAAUUAAUCGUUUAACAUCAAAUAUCCAAUUGUUUAUACAAGUUAAAUAUCAUACCAGCUCCUUUCCACAAGUUAUCUGAGCUUAAAAAUUAAGGUGUUUGAAUCAACAACAGUUUCAAGAAGGAAGUGUUUGGGCAACAGACUAUUUGCAUCAUAUUGCAGCAGCAUGAAACAGAGUCAAGUGGAAACCAGCACAAAGCUUUUUAUUUAGCAACAACAGGAUCGUUAUGCAAACAAAAGUAAACAUAUAUCGCUCCAUCUCCACCAGGUUGGCCCACAGCAUGACACUUUUCCUGCAGAUGAUGUUGGCAUCGCUAAGCGACUGUCACUCUUCCUGUUUCCAUAGCCCUGUCAUAAUAAAGAACCUCGAAUCCUUCAGCUAAAGGAGAUUUAGAGGCUCCAUCACCACAACGAUCACACACUCGGGAACGCCUAAAAUCACAGCGUCCGCCUCGAUGGCGACGCAGAAACGAACCGGACGGGGAGUUUUGCGCCUGUUGCUGCCAGAAGGGGAUCAACCCGUCCGACCGGGUUAAUUUCACAUGAGAAGAAGAACGCUGAGGAAUGCACUAUCUAAAAUAAGUCAAAAUGUAUACAGCUAGGAGAAGACAAAACGUAACUAGAAAAGAUUGCAGAAGUAAAUUCAUGAAGCGAUCCGAGCUGAAAAUCUGUCAAAGGGUUCGUUUGUUUAUGGUUCCUGUUUUAUUGCUGAAGCUGUGAGUCAAAGCGCAUUAUGAACACUACACAUGUAUGUCACCUUCAGAUGAUCAAACAGAUGCAUUUAUCUUCUUCGAUCAAUGCUGAUGGUUGAAAAAAAUAAACUGGAUUGUUAAACGAGGCGUCACAGAUUCCUCAUGCAAACGAUUUCAUGCUUGAGUGCAGAUAGAAGGUAAACUCAUCAGAAGUCACACGUGAUUACAGAGCAUGCACAAAUACGCUCAGUAUGAUGAGACCUAGUGGUUGCAAUUGAUUCCGUUUCAUUUUGAUUUACAGAAUAUAUUAAUGUGAUUUCUGCCAAACACACGUUGGGUGAAAACUCCUUCAUAGCUCUCCUCAGCCUCGUCUGUUCUCCACCCAACGCAAACUCUUGCAUCAGCCAUCUGCAAAAUCCCCUCAGGCAUUGCCUGGGUCAGACUUUUAAAAGAACUCCAUUUUUUUUUUUGACCUCCCACAAAAUAAAACAAAAACACACGCACGCAAAAUGCAAUCAUUUUGCAAAGGAAAACAUGAAAAUUAAACACUCAGCCAUGCCGCUACGCUUCUUAUUUUUUGUUUGUUUUUAAAAAAAUCCUCACCCAAAAUCAUUCUGUGUAAUAUUUAACAUAGUGAACAUUUAGGCUCACUUACUGGGAUGGUUCUGAAAGAGGGUCCGAUCCGGCCGCCGCCUUGCUUUUCUCUUUUCAGGCACUUUAUUUGAAGCCGAAAUACAGAAGACAGACGAGCGACUAAAACGAGGAGGUGCAGCUCUUUAGUAAAACUCAGAUUUGAACAGAAUAUGAUGACAGCUUCCUGACAAACCGCCAAAGGCCGCUCGGAAUCCUUUGUGCUAUCGAUAUUCACUCCCUUGAAACUGAAUCGACAUCUGGCUUGCAGCUCUUUUGGUCGUUUGCGGUCCAGGCUACAUCAGUUCAGCUUCGGCCGGCAGCCGCACGGCAGGCUCUGACCGACAUCUCAGAGCUGGUCACUGCCAAAUAGAAGCACAUAUCCAUGGCUAGCCUCCAGCAUUUAUAGAGCAGGUGCUCCAAUCUGUGCUGGUAUUCCAGUCUCUUGGUGAUCCAGGCUGUACUGGUACUGGAAUCUUUGUGGUGCGUUUUAAAUGCAGGAUGUUUGGAAUAAACAAAUUAAAAAUCUUUUUCUAAUCUGUUCCCUUGGAAUUAUCUCUCCAGUCAUAAGGUGUAUGCAUUUUUGCCAAAGACUUCGCUGAGUCUUUGAACCGUCUUAUGUUCUACAGCUACAACUUUGGUGCUUUACAUGGUAAUGGAAAAACAAUUAGCAUUCUAUUGCCUUGCUUCUGUCCUUCGGGCUUCUUUCAUAUAGCUCUCUGACCUCUGUAAAAACAAUUUAGGAAAUUACGCUUUUUAAAUAACACCCAGCAGCCUCUGUCUAUCAAAGUCAGAGUGAAGCCUGCAGGUUGGUCCUAAAUUUGUCAGAGAGAUUGUGAUUUGUAUACUGACCUUCAGAAGGCUUUCACAUCUACGUGUUCCUAUUUGUGGUGAUAAUGCAAACAGAGGAUUGGCCUUGCUGAGGAAAUGGCUACCCUACAUACUCUUGAAGGUAUGUCGUCCUCCAGUGAGGCCCCUAGUUCCCAUUUCUCUCAAGAAGUAGAAAGAACUUUCUGUUCCGGAAGCUCUUUCAGUCUGUUUGAUGGCGGCUAAAGUCUAUCUGUCGAGCAUUUAGUGUCACAAAUUGUGUCUCUUACUUGUUAGUAAAUUGAAAAACAUCAAUGUGAAAAAGUAAGAACAGCCACAAAGCCACAACAACAAACAUCAUAAGGUUUUAUAAAUUUCUAAGAGUUCCCUCUGCUUAGGGAAGUACCCUUGGCUCAAGACCAGUCAUCUGUUCCGUCUUGGCACUUUGCUGCAAUGCCUGACUCAACGCACCUCGAAGGCUACAAACUGUUCUUGCCUUAAACCCAUUGGCCAGCUGGUCACAUCUGUCAUGGCAACAUCAACAUAAGUUGACUUCAACUCUCCACAUUGUCUCCUUUUAAAAAAACACCAUUUGUUCCCAGACUCUGCUGCAAACUGCCCAGCUCGCUGUAGUAAAAUGUUCAAUUUGAAGAUUACAGAAAGAGUUCUUGCUUCAUUAAAACUUUUGGUUAACAACCGAGAAUCAAGCAUGCAAAGCAUCCCAGCAAUCCAUUCAUGUUUCCCCUGCGACUUGGGCUCUACAAGGACAGCCCUAAAUCAUCCGGGCCAACAUCAAACCCAUCCUUGUUGUUUUAUUGUGGACAUUAGAGGCAGCUGGGGACUUCUAAGGAACUUAUCUUCUAUGGAAAAUCAAAUUAAAGGAGUGCAGUGUGUUAUCGGAGACUUGUAAACCUGACAUGUGUUCACCGAGUGAGACGGUAAGCUGACUCCUGUCCCAGCGGUGUCCAGUAUGCACGCUGUUGCAUCACAGCUUUUAGGCAAGGCUGAUGUUAGAGGCAGCUGUUGCCACCCUGCUGUUGCAGCCAUGCUGCUCCUGCUGCUUCUUGGCUUCAUUCCCACAGUGGCCCCUUGCCCACCACACUGCCUUUGUGCCAGUGAUAUCAUUUCCUGCAGUGGGAGCAAUCUGUCCGCGUUACCCUUUGGUCUUCCAAGCUACGCCACGAGGCUGGACCUGAGCCACAACGCCCUGAGAGUCGUGCAGUUGGACUGGGUUUCCCAACCGUUUCAGCGGCUCACCACACUGGUUCUCAGCUGGAACUCCAUAAGCCAAAUCGAGAUGGCCGCCUUCACUGCGACACCUCGUCUCCUCCAUUUGGACCUUUCAUCUAACCAGUUGAGAGUUCUGAACUCAUCCGUCUUCAGAGGGCUGACAGAACUUAAAGAGCUGCUCCUGAUUGGAAACCAGAUUACCCAAAUAAUGCCGGGGUCCUUUAGUGAUGUCAACAGUCUGCAGAGGCUCUACCUCUCCGCAAACAGACUAACAUCCUUCCCCCUGGGACUUUUUGAGGACCCUGGUGGACCACAUAACCUGACCUUCCUGGAUCUGUCAUACAACAAGCUGUCCAAAGUACCCGUCCAGAGCCUGCUGUCUGUCAGCCGCCAUGCCGGAAUAUAUUUGCAGGAAAAUCCUUUGCUGUGCGACUGUGCAUUGAUUGCUUUGCUUGAAUACUGGUUUUGGAAACAGUAUCGCCCACUGGUGGAUUUCCAAGUUGGAUACCAAUGUAGAGGCACUGCAGUUCGAGAGGUUAAUUGUACACAUCAGGAUUUGUCAGGCAUACCUCUGGAGGCACAAAGCUAUCGCACAGAGCCUGGCGAUUGGCUAAGAGUACCCUGUCCUGGAUUAGGUCUUCCUGUCCAGCAAGGGUUGAUUGUCUUCUGGGUUACCCCAAGAACAGCACUGAAUUCCUCAGCAAGUGAUCCGAGUUCUCAUCUGUCGGUUUUUCCCAACGGCACGCUUGAAAUCCAAGGAGCGCUAAUGGAAGACUCUGGCAUAUACGAGUGUGUGGUUGCUCGGGGACGCUACUACGAUUCAGGUGAAUCUCCAGAAGCCAGGGUCAUGGUUGGUAACUCAAGUGUCUCCUCUACCACGGGCUUGGCUCGUCGCAGCAGCGGUGAACAUUUCAACACGGCGUUCACCACCCUUGCUUCCUGUGUGAUCAGCAUCAUACUGGUCCUGCUCUACCUCUACCUCACGCCCUGCCAGUGUCGGGAAAGUCGGGGCGGUGGCUCCAGGGGCUGUGGCGCACGGGCCAUCAUUCUCUGUUCGGACCCCAGAGAGGUAGAAUCAGGACAAAGGCGUGCCAACGGAAAGAGGGUAGCUUUCUUAGAGCCUCAGGCAGAGGACUCGGAUAUUAGUGUCCCAAAAACACCGGUGAUGACAUUGGACCAUAUUUGCACUGAGGGAAUUCUCAAAAAUGGAAGUAGGACAGUGGGACACACCCUGACAGACACUGCUCAGGAGGUGUAGUGAGGGAAAAGCACCUUCUUAACAACAUUGUACUCUUAAAAGUCUUAUUUUGUGUAUUCAAAGUGGAAGGGGGAAAAAAAACAUUUUAUGUAAAAUGUGAGUUAUGUGAAGUAGCUUGUCCAUUCUGGGUUGGGGAAUUUGUCUCAAAUGCAGUCCUUUAACAGAGUAGAAUUUAAAUUAUGUCUAUUCUCUGUGUGGUGUCUGUUCUAUAUUCAGAGUUCAUAUGGAAAUGUCCCCGUUAUCUCUGAGAAUCGUUCAUGCAUGGAUCACAGAGAUCAUAGAAACGUGGGAGGGCUCUUUAAAUUGGGCCAGUAGGGAUAUUUUCACACCUGACUGAUGAGUGGAGUUGGAGGACUUUAUCUGUCUACAGUGUCUAGCAUGUGUUCUGGAUAAAAUUAUAGUUUGUCCUUUUUUGUUAACUUUGUUGUCUCAUGGAACUUGUCAUUUUAAAAUGUUCCUUUGGGUUCAGCUAUAAAUGUUUAAAUUUGUCAAAUCAUCAAUCAAAUUUUUAUAUCAAAAACAUCCCGUAAUGACCCACAAAUUACUGCAGUUUUUAAAUGACCAUUUCAAUUAUUUAAGUAAAAAAUCUCUCCGAACCAGCCAGAUCACAACCCUAAAGGUGAAAAAGUAAACGCCCCCUGAACCUAAUAACUGUUGUGUGACAACAACUGCAAUCAAGCAUUUUCAAUGACCUGAAAUAAACAUAGAAUUGUUUUAUUCAGCCAUAUCGGAAGGUUCUUGAGCUUGAACGACCUAAGAUCAUGUGGCAGAAUCUCAAUCAGAUUUAAGUCCAGACUUUGACUAGGCCACGCCACGAUCCUACAUACAAACUUUUAAGAGGAGGACUCACUGGUACUUUGGAUCAUUGUUCUGUCCAACCAUAAAAUGGUCUUGAGUAAUGAUUAGCACAAGGCGGAUCCAGUAAAUUUGAACUAAGCUCUCCAAAAAAAAAAGUGUUAAACACAGAAAGUUCAUUAUUUUACAAAGCAUGCACUUAUUUUUCCACAUAGGACCAGUUUGUUUUAAAUAACUUUCCUCUUUUAAUAAAUUAACUCAUUAGUGGGAAACUGGCUUUGCAUGCAACGACAUUAUCUUUGAUAUUAGAAUGAGCUUGAUGGUCUGAAACACUUUUGGGUGGCAAAAAAAAAGCAAAAACUGAAAUGGGCACAUAUUUUUCAUCAGCACAGUUUUUAUGUACGGUCACUCUCAACUGGAAACCUCAUCCGUUUUAUUUUAUGCUCUGUCCAUUUAACUCAACUAGAAUUCAGCGUUGGCUCAAAAUUACACACAAAGCAAUACAUGUAUUAUGUUCACAUAAAAGUGGGCCUAUUGACUCUUAAAUGACAAGUUCAGUGAAAAUUGUUGCUUGGAAAUGUUCAUGGUAAUGUGGGACUGUGAUGCUCGGUUUGCAGAGACACAACGCUAAAACAUGUAGGAGUAAUCUGUUCUUGCUUUGGUGUGAAUAUGAUCAUGAAGAGUGCCUUUUAUGAGAAACUCAGAAUUAGUUUCAAUGCAGUAUAGGUUAGUGGGAACUUGUCCUGAGAAAAGUUGAUGGAGAUGAAACAGAAGCUGUGUUUCAACUACAGAUGAUCAGCUUCCUCACAGACAAGUCUGUAUUUCCACCACUCAACGUUGUUGUCGUUUCGACUACAGAGUUUCUAGCCUAGACUGUUGAUCACUCCUUUGCUAAGAGUUUUACAAAAUGCUACACGCCUGUGUUCAUGUGCAGAACAAGACGGAUAUCAGACGAUAGAGAUAUCAUCGCUACAGCCAAAUCAGUGGAUCACAUCUUGAACUCACUGGCAAGAAAAACAGCAGAAAUGCACUUUUGCCCAUACAGUAGAGAAAAUGACUAUUUGUGAGAAGUUUGAGGAGGCAACACCUCAGGAGUGAUAGUGCCAAAGGCAGUAGCCAGGACAUCAAACAGUCAGUGACGACAGUAAGUAAAAGUCACCAGACAGUGUUUGCCUUGCAGAUGCAUUAGACAACAUAACUAGUUAGCUAUUACAUGUUUAAGUAAUAUUGUACUAUGUCCAAUAAACCAUCAAGUAACUGAGUAAUCAGAAGUACACACACUCUGCUGUGUGUCCCACAAAUACUUUCUUUCUUUUAAACAUCCUAUUCCUAAAAAACAGCAGCUGCUAAACCCCCAUUGUUUUCAAGAAACCAGCUUAUGAAUACCAUCUGGGUAUGAAAUGUUGUGAAAGACGGGUGGUAAAUUAUACUGAGUACCAAGUUUCUGAAUGGUACUCUAAUUUUUAUAUAGAUUUGAUGAAGGGAAAAUCUGAUUAAACAAUAUCUGGUUUUGAGUGGUAUGCCAUUGGUCAUUGCGGUUCGGUACACUAUUUUAUGGUCCAGUGUAUUCAGGAGAGCUUCUCCCCAACUGUGCAGUACCACUGUCCUAUGGACCUACAACUGAAGGGGGUUCAGGGAUGCAGUGGUACGGCUCGGUAGUAUGGGCCACUUUUACCAUGGAAACAGACAAACUACAGAACAGAACUGCACCGACUCGUGUCAUACUGCUCUGUGGAAACGAGGCAUUAUGGAUCCCCUGCACUCACACAGGAAACCAUACUGGUUCGUGGGCUGUCCAGAUUAUUUUGUAGACAACAAAUCUUGGUUUAUCCUUCCAAUUAGUUUUUCCUAGGACCGCUGUGGAUGAUGGAGAUGAUGGAGCUAAAUAAAGAAAUAGUCAUAGCAGAGUGAAAAUGCUAACAUUAGCUAACUGCAAAACAUAAAAAAACAAUUAGCAGAACCUGAAAUAAUCCAUGUCUUCAAAGGUGGGAAACAUAAAUGUCCACCACCUUAUGAUGCCCUUUAAAACCAUGUAUCAACAUCCUUCAACUGUGACUUAUUUCCACUCAAAACUAUCAUCACAGCUCUUGGUUGGAUGUUUUUUUUAAAUCUCUGGUGCAUAAUAAUUUGGGAUUCUGAAUCUGCUUGUUACUCAAUGUAUCAACAAGUAAUUUCUUUUUGUAAUUGAGAAAGACAUCUAUUGAUGUUGCGCUGUUGUGGUUAGCUAAACUGGUGUUUAGUUAUUUUUGGUGUGGAGUCCCAGACUUAUGGCCUUUUGUUUUUUUGGUUUAUUUAUUUUGUGUCUUCCCUGAUUUCACUUUAUGUAGACACUGGCAUGUCGUGUGACCUCAAGAACUGUUCACAUGAAACCGAUACGGGAAUCCUCACAGCAAAGUCCAAGGCUUUGCUUGGCGAUUUUUAGCAAUUAAACUGGAGUCAUUGGACGAGUCUUUACAACGCAUCCUACCAACAUUUAGUUUGUUGAUUGGGGUUUUUGCUUUUAACAUUUAUUUUCCUACAUUGCCUUUGGCAGUCAUUGUGCAGUAUAGUUCCUGUUUCAACAUCACCAUUGACAUGAAGCAUGGAGAAAAAGAAAUGAAGUUCAAUUUUUAUUUUUGAAGCCAUCAAAAUAACCCAAUGUAAUUUUAGAAGAUAAGCGUUUAAGAUUAGCGAUAAAAAUCUAAAUCUGUGUUCCGUGUCAAUACAUUAGAGUUUACAGACUGUUUUUUAUAAGUGUAGAAUGUCAACCGUUAUAAAUGUCAUUGAUUAGUCCUUAACUGUGUCCUGUUUGUAAAUUAAAUGUUGAACACUUCUCUGGCCAUUAAAAUGACUUCUAGUCAUGCUAGAAAUGACACCUUUGACAUCAACACUGUUCAUCAGCAUCAUUUGAUUGAAUACUAACAUGACAUGUUUAUAUCAGAUUUUACACUCAAUCUUGUAUAACAAUUGUCCCCGGGUUUUCUGUUUCCACUGUGCACAAGAUAUAGUUGCCAUUAGUUGAGCUUCCAUUGACCAUAUAAUUGUGCAGGAUGACAUUUCAAAAAUAAAUUUGCUUAAUGGAAACAUG